This is a messenger RNA of Penicillium alfredii, 888 nucleotides long. RefSeq lists its product as uncharacterized. NCBI's taxonomy places the organism in Eukaryota, Fungi, Ascomycota, Eurotiomycetes, Eurotiales, Aspergillaceae. The transcript has a single exon. Gene Ontology annotation, molecular function: hydrolase activity. The coding region runs from base 1 to 888 and encodes 295 amino acids. The record is from RefSeq and is a predicted model, not a curated record.
AUGUCCUUCAUCGGCGCCAUCCUCGCCAAAGCUGUCGCUGGAGUAACCUAUCUCUUUGUGUUGCCAGGUCUGCGCGCCUGCCACGAUGACACCGAGCAAGUUCCCUCGCGAGACCCCGGACGCACCAUCAAAGUCCACAUCUACCGCUCCUCCACACCAUCCAAGUCCUCCCCGGUCCUCAUCAACUUCCACGGCAGCGGGUUUUUAAUUCCCCUGCAUGGCAGCGACGGCGACUGGUGUCGCAAAGUCAGCCGCAAGACCAACUACACCGUGCUGGACGUGCAAUACCGCCUCACGCCCGACCACCCCUAUCCUGCAGCACCUGAUGACGCCGAAGACGUCGUGCUGUGGGUGCAACAGCAGCAGCGCGAGGGCCUGCAAUUCGGUGAUGGGCGUAUCGCGCUCUCUGGGUUCAGCGCAGGCGGCAAUCUCGCGCUGGGGGCUGCGCCGCGGUUCCCACGCGAGACCUUCCACGCCAUCCUGGCUUUCUACCCGUGGCUGGAUCUGGACAAGAACCCCUGGCUGAAGAUCGCCCCGAAUCCGCUCUCAGUGCCUCUGCCGGCCUUCCUUCUUGACUUGUGUCGGAUCGUCUAUGUGCCCGCUAACGUGAGCCGGAAGGACCCGCGCAUCUCGCCGGUGUUUGCGCCUGUGGACAACUUCCCUGAUCGUGUUCUGGUUGUCACUGCCUCGUGUGAUACUCUGGCUUGGGAGGGCGAGAAGAUGGUAAAGCGCAUUAAUCAAGAUCCUAAUCGUAGACGCAGCGCCGAGUCUCAGCGCAUGGGCUGGUUCUGUGGUCAUGGAUGGGAUAAGUAUUCCCUGUGGGGUACGCUGUGGUGGUGGGCGAAGGAGAAAGCGUAUGGAAGGGCGAUUGCUAUGCUAUCGAAUUGA